Molecule: messenger RNA, 477 nt
Organism: Colletotrichum fioriniae
Lineage: Eukaryota; Fungi; Ascomycota; Sordariomycetes; Glomerellales; Glomerellaceae
Source: RefSeq, a predicted model, not a curated record
AUGGAGCAAGGCAUUCAGAGAAUCGACUACCGCCUGCUUCAAGGCUGCUGCCUCGAAGCUGAGCGCGCCGACAUCAUAUCGGUGAGCCUGGAAGGGCUCCGUAUGGCUCUCCCCGAGGCAUACGGGGGUACCAUUACCAGUCUUGUUGACGAGAUACGGAGGUCUGCAAGGAAGCUGAGGGACUUGGCGGAUCGAUCGCAGAUGCAUUUCACCAGGGUGCCAAUUUUGCUCAACUACCUCGACGUCAUUCUCCCAUGUUAUUCCAAGACACUCCGCGACAUCACCGAGUUUUACGAAGAUCGAACUGUGAGCAAGGAUAUGCGAUGGCGAAGGAUGUACCACAAGAUGACACAGGAGGUCAGUGGCCUGCCACUACCUCAGCGGUUCAUGCUCUACAACUGCUUUUUAGAGUCCCUCCGACACCUUCUUAUGAGGCGCGCUAGCAUCUCUCCUUUGAUCUUGGAGAUGACGUACUAA